Messenger RNA from Nycticebus coucang (slow loris), 5301 nucleotides. RefSeq names its product glutamate ionotropic receptor NMDA type subunit 1 (gene GRIN1). Lineage: Eukaryota; Metazoa; Chordata; Mammalia; Primates; Lorisidae. Gene Ontology annotation, biological process: regulation of membrane potential; ionotropic glutamate receptor signaling pathway; chemical synaptic transmission. Gene Ontology annotation, cellular component: synapse; neuron projection; NMDA selective glutamate receptor complex. The coding region runs from base 431 to 3427 and encodes 998 amino acids. The transcript has 19 exons. Gene Ontology annotation, molecular function: NMDA glutamate receptor activity. The record is from RefSeq and is a predicted model, not a curated record.
GCGCGCACGCACACGCACGAGCGCCGCCGACUCACGCGCUCUCCACACACGCGAACGCAGGCGCGCGCCGGGAAGCGAGGGCAGCGGGAGGGGUCGGAGACGUCGGUCGGCCCCGCUCGCAGCUCCGCGGCCGCUGCAGUCGCCGCGGCGAGGGGACCAGAACCAGCGCCGCCCACGGAGCCGCCGCGUCCUCUCCGCGCCGGACGCUCGGGGCAGCGCCGGGCCCCGCGUCAGCACCGCGGACAGCGCUCCCGCGCUUGCGCGCCCCUUCCCCGGGCAGGCGCCCCUGGCCCGUGGCCCCCAGCUGCUCGCGGCGUUCUCGACCCGCGGGGCGGCGGGCGGGCGCAGGACUGCCAGGGCGUCCGCUGGGGACGCGUCCAGGGCGCCAGAUUCGCGCUGCCCUAAGCCAGGCCCGUGGCGGCCGGAGCCCAUGAGCGCCAUGCACCUGCUAACACUCGCCCUGCUCUUCUCCUGCUCCUUCGCGCGCGCUGCUUGCGACCCCAAGAUCGUCAACAUCGGCGCGGUGCUGAGCACGCGGAAGCACGAGCAGAUGUUCCGCGAGGCCGUGAAUCAGGCCAACAAGCGGCACGGCUCCUGGAAGAUACAGCUCAACGCUACCUCUGUCACCCACAAGCCUAACGCCAUCCAGAUGGCCCUGUCGGUGUGUGAGGACCUCAUCUCCAGCCAGGUCUACGCCAUCCUAGUUAGCCACCCACCCACCCCCAACGACCACUUCACUCCCACACCCGUCUCCUACACAGCUGGCUUCUACCGCAUCCCCGUCCUGGGGCUGACCACUCGCAUGUCCAUCUACUCAGACAAGAGCAUCCACCUGAGCUUCCUGCGCACCGUGCCGCCCUACUCCCACCAGUCCAGCGUUUGGUUCGAGAUGAUGCGCGUCUACAGCUGGAACCACAUCAUCCUGCUGGUCAGCGACGACCACGAGGGCCGGGCUGCACAGAAGCGCCUGGAGACGCUGCUGGAGGAGCGUGAGUCCAAGGCAGAGAAGGUGCUGCAGUUCGACCCGGGGACCAAGAAUGUGACAGCCCUGCUGAUGGAGGCUCGAGAACUGGAGGCCCGGGUCAUCAUCCUCUCUGCCAGCGAGGAUGAUGCUGCCACCGUGUACCGCGCGGCCGCGAUGCUGAACAUGACGGGCUCGGGGUACGUGUGGCUGGUUGGGGAGCGCGAGAUCUCGGGGAAUGCGCUGCGCUACGCCCCGGACGGUAUCAUCGGACUGCAGCUUAUCAACGGUAAGAACGAAUCGGCCCACAUCAGCGACGCCGUGGGCGUGGUGGCCCAGGCCGUGCACGAGCUCCUGGAGAAGGAGAACAUCACCGACCCUCCGCGGGGCUGCGUGGGCAACACCAACAUCUGGAAGACCGGGCCGCUCUUCAAGAGAGUGCUGAUGUCCUCCAAGUAUGCGGACGGGGUGACUGGCCGCGUGGAGUUCAAUGAGGACGGGGACCGGAAGUUUGCUAACUACAGCAUCAUGAACCUGCAGAACCGAAAGCUCGUGCAAGUGGGCAUCUACAAUGGCACCCAUGUCAUCCCCAAUGACAGGAAGAUUAUAUGGCCAGGUGGAGAGACAGAGAAGCCUCGCGGGUACCAAAUGUCUACCAGACUCAAGAUUGUGACAAUCCACCAGGAGCCCUUCGUGUAUGUUAAGCCCACGAUGAGCGACGGGACAUGCAGGGAGGAGUUCACAGUCAAUGGCGACCCGGUCAAGAAGGUGAUCUGCACAGGGCCCAACGACACGUCGCCGGGCAGCCCGCGCCACACGGUGCCUCAGUGCUGCUACGGCUUCUGCAUCGACCUGCUCAUCAAGCUGGCAAGGACCAUGAAUUUCACCUACGAGGUGCACCUGGUAGCCGACGGCAAGUUCGGCACACAGGAGCGGGUGAACAACAGCAACAAGAAGGAGUGGAACGGGAUGAUGGGCGAGCUGCUCAGUGGGCAGGCGGACAUGAUUGUGGCGCCAUUGACCAUCAACAACGAGCGCGCGCAGUACAUCGAGUUCUCCAAGCCCUUCAAGUACCAGGGCCUGACCAUUUUGGUCAAGAAGGAGAUCCCCCGGAGCACGCUGGACUCGUUCAUGCAGCCUUUCCAGAGCACCCUGUGGCUGCUGGUGGGGCUGUCCGUGCACGUGGUGGCCGUGAUGCUCUACCUGCUAGACCGCUUCAGCCCCUUCGGCCGGUUCAAGGUGAACAGUGAGGAGGAGGAGGAGGACGCGCUGACCCUGUCCUCAGCCAUGUGGUUCUCCUGGGGCGUCCUGCUCAACUCAGGCAUCGGGGAAGGUGCCCCCCGAAGCUUCUCAGCACGCAUCCUGGGCAUGGUGUGGGCUGGCUUUGCCAUGAUCAUCGUGGCCUCCUACACUGCCAACCUGGCAGCCUUUCUGGUGCUGGACCGGCCAGAGGAGCGCAUUACGGGCAUCAACGAUCCGCGGCUAAGGAACCCUUCAGAUAAGUUCAUCUACGCCACCGUGAAGCAGAGCUCCGUGGACAUCUACUUCCGGCGGCAGGUGGAACUGAGUACCAUGUACCGGCACAUGGAGAAACACAACUAUGAGAGUGCGGCUGAGGCCAUCCAGGCCGUGAGGGACAACAAGCUGCACGCCUUCAUCUGGGACUCCGCGGUGCUGGAGUUCGAGGCCUCGCAGAAGUGCGACCUGGUGACCACGGGCGAGCUGUUCUUCCGCUCGGGUUUUGGCAUUGGCAUGCGCAAGGACAGCCCCUGGAAGCAGAAUGUCUCCCUGUCCAUCCUCAAGUCCCAUGAGAAUGGCUUCAUGGAAGACCUGGACAAGACGUGGGUUCGGUACCAGGAAUGUGACUCACGCAGCAACGCCCCUGCAACCCUCACUUUUGAGAACAUGGCAGGGGUCUUCAUGCUGGUGGCUGGGGGCAUCGUGGCUGGGAUCUUCCUGAUUUUCAUUGAGAUUGCCUACAAGCGGCACAAGGAUGCCCGCCGGAAGCAGAUGCAGCUGGCCUUUGCAGCAGUGAACGUGUGGAGGAAGAACCUACAGGAUAGAAAGAGUGGUAGAGCAGAGCCUGACCCUAAAAAGAAAGCCACAUUUAGGGCUAUCACCUCCACCCUGGCUUCCAGCUUCAAGAGACGUAGGUCCUCCAAAGACACGGUAAGGGGGAGAGCACCCCAGUCCCACGUCUCCAACUCCUCCCUCGCUCCCCCGCCCUCCGUGUCUGUCUCCCACUCCCUCACCAUCCCACCUCGCCCCACCUUGACUCCUAAGGUCCCUUCUGCCCUGCAUCUCCACCUGAGGCAGCCUCUGCCCAGCACUCCCAGUGCUGUUCUCUCUGACUCUCGAGCCUUCCCCCGACCUACACUGGGUCCUUGGCUUUCCCCAUGUGUCUCCGUUAGUCUACCCACCCCCCUCCCCCUGCCUCCCCCUGCCAUGACCCACACGCCAUCUUGAAGCCUGUCAUGUUGUUGGUCAGUCAGUCAGCCUCACUGCCUCUCUGGGCCACAUCUGGGGCCCUGGGAGCCCAGAGUGGCCCUAUCCCUGCUGGGAGGCCAUACCACCUCUCUGUUACGUCCGUUUCUCUUGCCUCUCCCAGAGGGGCCCGCCGCCCUCACUCCCUCCCUGCGACGGCCCUGGAAGGGUGGCUGUGAUGUCCCAUCCCGUCCGUCUGUCUGGCCGCCAGCCCCACCCCCCAGACACCUGUCUCACCUGUCUCACCAGAGCCAUGCGUGUUGCAUCUUCCAUGUGGUCUCUGUGUGGGCCGGGGGCUGGGGGCUGGGCCUGGGUCCAUCAGGGUGGAUGGCUGGGGCCUGGAGUUGGAACUGGCCCCUGGCCACAGGGGGCUGUCAGGCAGGGAAUAGGGUGGGACCAGAGGGAUGGCUCUCACCCUAGGCUGAGCAGGGGCCCUGCAGGAGGUAUGGUGGCAGCUCCCAGGGAGUCUGAGGACAGGCAGGGGUCACCCCACAAGACAUGGUGUGCAGAGCUCAGGAUGACACCAAGGUUCCCAGAUAGGGGCCCAGGAAGGGGAGGCCUUGGAGGACAAGACCAGCACCUCAGCUCCUGACCCUCAGCCACCCACUCCCUUAGGGGGUGUCAGAGCCAGGCCUCUUCACCCUUUGAGCCUAGAAUUCCCCUGCCCCUUGCUUGGGCAUCAUGUCGUGGCACUACAUGUGCUUACUUGGACCAAAGGCUCCCAGAACAGACCCAGCCUUGCUAGAGGCACUGUGGUCUCAGACAGCACAGGGGGGGCUGCCCAGAGAGCCAAUACAGGCCUCAGACCAGUGGCCACCCUGUAGCCCAGGGGCCAACUUGACCUCCAGCCCACAGGCAACCUCAGCCCACAGGGGCUUACACCCAGGAACACAGUGAGCUUUACAGCCCUGCACCUCUACACUUGGGGAGAAGGGCAGACUUCCAGGGCUCGGACAGGACUUGGCAUAGAGCCACCCAAACCUAAGGCAAAUCCCCAAAGUACCCCAAGAGGGACCUGUGAAACCUGGCUGCUCAGUUUCCUGGGCAGGGAAUGGCAUAGGGAGGGUCAUGGAGAGUGAGGGUCGGUGGGGCUGGGAGCAGCUGAAGCUCAAGGAGCAGGCAGAGGCACAAUCCCCAGGACCCCUCAGGAAAGUGGGCAGAGCCUGUUCUGCAAAGUCUGAGUCAGGAGUCCUGCUAAGGGACUCAGAAGAGACUGAGGGAGACUAGCUUGGCCGAGAGGACUGUGGAAAGGGAUGGUCUCCAGGCAGACAGGAGAAGCAACUGGGGAGCAGGCAGCCAAAUAUGUGCAGGCGGUGGCCACUUUCAGAGGUUGGAGCUGGUGCGGGUGCAGCUCAGACACCCUCAUGGCACCCUUCCAGGGACCCUUUCCCAGCGGAAUCCUCGCCUGAGCCUCCCUGGGUACCAUACGGCAUCUGGGGCCGCCCCACCCAGCAGGGUUGACUGCAGGGCACUGGCAGCUGGGGGGCUGGGCAGGGGAGGGCAGCCCAGCUCCCAUUGUCUCUGGGGCUGGGCGCUUGUUCAGAGGGAGGCCUGGGUGGGGGGCUCCUUUGGGCAGGGUGGGGUCGGUCUGGCUGCUGAGAUCCUCUGCCCCUGUCCUGUGGCCCACGUGGGCCAGGGCCACACUGGGCGCUGAGGGCUGGGGUCCCUGGCGGCUGGCGGGGCCAGCGGGUAUUGAUUGUUGGUUCUUAUUUAUAGAGCACCGGGGGUGGACGCGGCGCUUUGCAAAACCAAAAAGACACAGUGCUGCCGCGACGCGCUAUUGAGAGGGAGGAGGGCCAGCUGCAGCUGUGUUCCCGUCAUAGGGAGAGCUGAGACGCCCCGCCCGCCCUCCUCUG